GUAGUAGUGUCAGGUAAUAAAACAGGAAUUUCAAAAUAAAACACUGUGUACACCCUCUGUAUGUUUCAUUUAUAAUCCACCUCUCAGUACAAACUCAGAUCAGACGCGCCUUUUCUUUUCAGAGUUGCAGUAAUCUGAAUAUACUUCUGUGAGCAUCGUCAUGUGGGCUGAAAAUGAUUUGUGUCCAGAAAAGCUCCAAAGUUGUGCAGAACCUACUGAUGGAAAAGUGUACCGAAUGUAUCAUGGUACAUCCCGUGAGGCUGCUACCGAAAUAUUAAUCAAUGGCUUUAAACCGUCUGCGAACGGCAUGUUAGGGCGUGGUGUGUAUCUCAGUCGUGAUCUUAAUAAGGCCAGUAGAUAUCCUUUGGAGCUCCCUGAGCGCCUGAGAGUUGUUAUAAGGGUGAAUGUCCAUGUUGGGAGAGUGAAGAGAAUCGAUUUUCAAGGUCACCCACUGCAGAAAACCUGGCAUGAUCAUGGCUAUGACACUGCUUGGUGUCCUCCUAACUGUGGCAUGGCAAGUGGUCUGGAAGAAGAUUGUGUGUGGGAUCCAAGCCAUAUCCAGGUCAUUGAUGUAAUUCAACCAAGACAAUCUCUAGCACAGCAGGUAAAGAAAAAGCACUGGUCACAACCUAUUGAUGGAAAAGUGUACAUAAUGUAUCAUGGCACCUCCCGUGAGGCUGCUGCCAAAAUAAUGAUCAAUGGCUUUGAACCGUCUGCGGAUGGCAUGUUAGGGCAUGGUGUGUACCUCAGCCGUGAUCUUAAUAAGGCCAGUAGAUACCCUUUGGAGCUCCCUGAGAACCUGAGAGUUGUUCUAAAAGUGAGAGUUAAAGUUGGGAAAGUGAAGAAAAUCGAUCACCAAGGUCACCCACUGCAGAAAACCUGGCACGAUCAUGGCUAUGACACUGCUUGGUGUCCUCCUGAAUGUGGCAUGGUUCCAAGUGGUCUGGAAGAAGAUUGUGUGUGGGAUCCAAGCCGUAUCAAGGUCAUUGGUAUAAUUCCACCAAAAAAAAACAUCAGGACUAUUCCAUGAUUACUAAGUUGUUGUUUAAAAUUACAGACUAUCAGUAAAUAUAAAUGAAAAAAAAAAUUAACACUGUCAAAAUGACUAGAAAUUAAUAAAAUAUCUUCACAUUUUUU
This is a messenger RNA of Silurus meridionalis, 1137 nucleotides long. RefSeq lists its product as uncharacterized. Lineage: Eukaryota; Metazoa; Chordata; Actinopteri; Siluriformes; Siluridae. The record is from RefSeq and is a predicted model, not a curated record. Gene Ontology annotation, cellular component: cytoplasm. Gene Ontology annotation, molecular function: NAD+ poly-ADP-ribosyltransferase activity.